UUAUUUAUAAAUAAAUAGUUCUUUCCUAUUUGUAUCACCUGAGCAAAUAUCUGAAAUAUAUUCAUCAAAAAGACUCAGGAAUAAUUUAUUUCACACCAUCAUUUUAACAGUAUCUACAAUUUACAUGAAUUUUCCAAAAUUAUGACCUUAAUAAUAACCUCUCUAGCUGUUGUUUUAGCUGCAAUAUUAUUCUUAUAUCUUCCAAAAUUUUAUGAAAAACGACACACAUUUGAAAUACAUGGACAUGUAGAGCCAGGGUUUGAAAGUGUAAAGGAGGCAUUUAAGCAAAAUUUCGUCAGAGGCGCGGAGAGUAUGGGUGGGGCCUCGUUCGCUGCUUAUCAUAAUGGGAAACUAGUAGCUGAUCUAUGGGGAGGAUUCGCUAACAUCAAAGGAGGCCAAAAAUCGUUUCUAGGUUCACUUUUUGCUAAAAGAAGCAUUAAAAAUCGUUUCCAGCAAUACGAUUAUUAUUGGCUUGAAGAUACUCUGACACACACACUUUCUGCCACUAAAGGUAUGGCGGCCUUAGUUAUAGGUCACCUUCAAGACAAUAACAAGCUCAACAUAGAUGACCCGGUGGCUAAGUAUUGGCCUCAAUUCAGAAUCCAUGACAAGGGAAAUAUCACUAUAGCUCAUAUACUGACCCAUACAGCCGGCCUACCUUACAUUGAUCCAUCACAUCCAAUUACCUUCAAGAUGCUCAAGGAAAACAGUAUUUACACGGAAGGGAACACACUUAAAGACCUUGAUACCGAGCUUAGCAAAAUUUUAGCUGACCAAAAACCCGCCUGGUCCCCUCCAGGAAUUAAAAGAGGUUACCACGUUUUUACAUUAGGACUUUACCUCGAUCAGAUUGUAAGAAGAUGCGAUACACCGAAAAGGAGAUCCAUUUCAAGAUACUUUGAUGACGAAAUCGCCAAAAAAUUCGAUUUGGAUUUCUUUAUUGGAUUACCCUCAAGAGAUAUCAAUGCUAGAGUGGCUAUCUUAAGGAACGAGAGAUUUUUGAAAACUUUAUCCGGUUUCUUUCAAAAGCUCAAAUUCGGAUUAAUGAUAUACACUCACCCGAUGACCAAAAAGGCUUUGUUAAAUCCUGAUAUGAUUGUUAAAACACAAACUAUGGCAUUAAAUAGACCCGAGGUUAGAAAUUUGCAAUUCCCUUCGGUUAUUGGGAUAGGUGACGCCAGGAGUUUGGCAAAAGUCUACGGUAUUUUGGCUAAUCAGGGCAACAAUAAUCAGCAACUUUUGAAACCCGAAACAUUGCAAAGAAUGAUCAAGCAAACGUCGUCUUCUUACGAUAAAGAUGUCAUAUUUGGUGAUAUGUAUAAAUUCGCUAUGUCUACCGGAUUCAUACUUAUGCCCAACCCUAAUGGCCAAACCAAUUUUGGUUUCCCAGGUCACGGGUUGCAAUUGGCCUUUGGCGAUCCUAAUCAAAGAAUAGGUUACGCUUACCUAACUAACACGGUUGCGAACGACCAACUCAACGAUAGGAGAGGUCGUUAUUGCGUUGACGCGCUUUACAAGGCUCUUAAUGCUUCUCGCAGAGGAUUGGAAGGAUCUGUAUCCCUCGAAGACAAAGCUAGAUCUGAUAUCAUACCUGAUAAAUCUACUUUGGAGCAUCUCACCAAAAGUAAACCACCACAUCUCGAGAAGACCGGUAUAUUGAGUUCUCUUUGGGGAUUUGUGUUUCAUACUAAAGGAAAUGAAGAAAAACAGCACAGCAAAACGGAUGCUCAUCUCCACAGGAAGGGUUACUUCGAUAUGAUUCGCCAUGUUAUAAGUGAUUCGGCUCACAAGCUUAAAGGAGCUAAAUCGCCCAAAGAUUUAAAAACUAUACUGGAUAAUGCCCGGAAAUCGGUAAAUUCUGUGAGGAGUGAUCCCAUUUCUGCGCACAAAAUAUCCGACAAAUAUUUUGAGAGCAAGGACUAUCUGGAAGGAACAUCUUCUAUGAUACUAGAUGCUGCCAAAUGGCUUUCUAAUGCCGGAAAUCAAGAUUCUAAAGCUAUAUUAGAUCUGGCCGGCUUAUACAUAUCUGGGAUCAAAGAUUUUGUGCCAGGAAUGAAUUACAAGGAUUACUUUGGUUUAGCGAUGUCGAACUUGAAAGAUGCAGUUUCAGAUGUUACAGAGCAUCACGAGAAAGGACCCUUAGAAUAUUUAGAAGACACAAUGGAGUCUUUAACACGCACUAAAGAUGAUGUUAUGAGUUAUCCCCAUAAAAAAGGUUACUUCGAAAAAGCUAAAAAUAUCAUAAUAGAAUCAGCUUAUAAAUUACAAACCGCAAAUUCAGCUAAAGAUAUAAAAAUAAUAUUAGAUAAUGUUAGAAAAUCGAUAGGUUCGAUGAGUGACAAAUUUUCAAAGCAUAAAAUCUCGGACAAAUAUUACGAUAGCAAAGAUUAUAUAGAAGGGACAUCUUCAAUGAUUUUGGAUGCUGCAAGAAGACUUUCUUCAACUGGAAAUGAAGAUGCUCAAGCUCUAUUAGACCAGGCAGGACACUAUAUAUCUGGAAUAAAGGAAUACGUUCCAGGGAUACAUCAAAAGGGAUAUUUUGAACUGGCAGGAGAUAAAUUAUCUAAUAUAAAAGAGAGUGUUACAGAAGCUCUACUUCCUCACGAGAAAGAAUAUUUAGAAAGUGCAUCGGAUUCUUUAACUGGUGCUAAGAAUAAUAUCAUUGAAACAUUUUAUCCCCAUAAAAAAGGUUACUUCGAAAAAGCUAAAAAUAUCAUAAUCGAAUCAGCUCAUAAAUUACAAACCGCAAAUUCAGCUAAAGAUAUAAAAAUAAUAUUAGAUAAUGCUAGAAAAUCUAUAAGUUCGAUGAGUGACAAAUUUUCAAAGCAUAAAAUCUCGGACAAAUAUUACGAUAGCAAAGAUUAUAUAGAAGGGACAUCUUCAAUGAUUUUGGAUGCUGCAAGAAGACUUUCUUCCGCUGGAAAUAAGGAUGCUCAAGAUCUAUUAGACCAGGCAGGACACUAUAUAUCUGGAAUAAAGGAAUACGUUCCAGGGAUGCAUCAAAAAGGAUAUUUUGAAUUAGCGGGAGAUAAAUUAUCUAGUAUAAAAGAUAGUGUUACAGAAGCUCUACUUCCUCACGAGAAAGGAUACUUAGAAAGUGCAGUGGAUUCUUUAACUGGUGCUAAGGAUAAUAUCAUUGAAACAUUUUAUCCCCAUAAAAGAGGGUAUUUCGAAAAAACUAGAGAUACCAUAAUAGAAUCUGCUCAUAAAUUAAAAAGUGCAGAUUCACCUAAAAAUAUAAAAAUAAUAUUAGAUGAGGCUAGAAAAUCGAUAAAUUCUAUGAGUGACAAGUUUUCAAAGCAUAAAAUCUCGGACAAAUAUUACGAUAGCAAGGAUUAUAUAGAAGGGACAACUUCAAUGAUUUUAGAUGCUGCAAGAAGACUUUCUUCCGCUGGAAAUGAGGAUGCUCAAGCUCUAUUAGACCAGGCAGGACACUAUAUAUCUGGAAUAAAAGAAUACGUUCCAGGGAUGCAUCAAAAGGGAUAUUUUGAAUUAGCGGGAGAUAAAUUAUCUAGUAUAAAAGAUAGUGUUACAGAAGCUCUACUUCCUCACGAGAAAGGAUACUUAGAAAGUGCAUUGGAUUCUUUAACUGGUGCUAAGAAUAAUAUCAUUGAAACAUUUUAUCCCCAUAAAAAAGGUUACUUCGAAAUAGCUAAAAAUAUCAUAAUAGAAUCAGCUUAUAAAUUACAAACCGCAAAUUCAGCUAAAGAUAUAAAAAUAAUAUUAGAUAAUGUUAGAAAAUCGAUAGGUUCGAUGAGUGACAAAUUUUCAAAGCAUAAAAUCUCGGACAAAUAUUACGAUAGCAAAGAUUAUAUAGAAGGGACAUCUUCAAUGAUUUUGGAUGCUGCAAGAAGACUUUCUUCAACUGGAAAUGAAGAUGCUCAAGCUCUAUUAGACCAGGCAGGACACUAUAUAUCUGGAAUAAAGGAAUACGUUCCAGGGAUGCAUCAAAAGGGAUAUUUUGAACUGGCAGGAGAUAAAUUAUCUAGUAUAAAAGAGAGUGUUACAGAAGCUCUACUUCCUCACGAGAAAGGAUAUUUAGAAAGUGCAUCGGAUUCUUUAACUGGUGCUAAGAAUAAUAUCAUUGAAACAUUUUAUCCCCAUAAAAAAGGUUACUUCGAAAAAACUAAAAAUAUCAUAAUCGAAUCAGCUCAUAAAUUACAAACCGCAAAUUCAGCUAAAGAUAUAAAAAUAAUAUUAGAUAAUGCUAGAAAAUCUAUAAGUUCGAUGAGUGACAAAUUUUCAAAGCAUAAAAUCUCGGACAAAUAUUACGAUAGCAAAGAUUAUAUAAAAGGGACAUCUUCAAUGAUUUUGGAUGCUGCAAGAAGACUUUCUUCCGCUGGAAAUAAGGAUGCUCAAGAUCUAUUAGACCAGGCAGGACACUAUAUAUCUGGAAUAAAGGAAUACGUUCCAGGGAUGCAUCAAAAAGGAUAUUUUGAAUUAGCGGGAGAUAAAUUAUCUAGUAUAAAAGAUAGUGUUACAGAAGCUCUACUUCCUCACGAGAAAGGAUACUUAGAAAGUGCAGUGGAUUCUAUAACUGGUGCUAAGGAUAAUAUCAUUGAAACAUUUUAUCCCCAUAAAAGAGGGUAUUUCGAAAAAACUAGAGAUACCAUAAUAGAAUCUGCUCAUAAAUUAAAAAAUGCAGAUUCGCCUAAAGAUAUAAAAAUAAUAUUAGAGGAGGCUAGAAAAUCGAUAAAUUCUAUGAGUGACAAGUUUUCAAAGCAUAAAAUCUCGGACAAAUAUUACGAUAGCAAGGAUUAUAUAGAAGGGACAACUUCAAUGAUUUUAGAUGCUGCAAGAAGACUUUCAUCUGCUGGAAAUGAGGAUGCUCAAGCUCUUUUAGACCAAGCAGGGCACUAUAUAUCUGGAAUAAAGGAUUACGUUCCAGGUAUGCAUAAAAAGGGUUAUUUCGAAUUGGCCGGAGAUAAAUUAUCUAGUAUAAAAGAUAGUGUUACAGAAGCUCUACUUCCUCACGAGAAAGGAUACUUAGAAAGUGCAGUGGAUUCUUUAACUGGUGCUAAGGAUAAUAUCAUUGAAACAUUUUAUCCCCAUAAAAGAGGGUAUUUCGAAAAAACUAGAGAUACCAUAAUAGAAUCUGCUCAUAAAUUGAAAAAUGCAGAUUCGCCUAAAGAUAUAAAAAUAAUAUUAGAUGAGGCUAGAAAAUCGAUAAAUUCUAUGAGUGACAAGUUUUCAAAGCAUAAAAUCUCGGACAAAUAUUACGAUAGCAAGGAUUAUAUAGAAAAGACAACUUCAAUGAUUUCAGAUGCUGCAAGAAGACUUUCAUCUGCUGGAAAUGAGGAUGCUCAAGCUCUAUUAGACCAAGCAGGGCACUAUAUAUCUGGAAUAAAGGAAUACGUUCCAGGUAUGCAUAAAAAGGGUUAUUUCGAAUUGGCUGUAGAUAGGUUAUCUGGCCCCAAGGACAAGGUAGACUCUUUAUAUCAUCAAUCAAAGGGAUCCCUCGAAAGUGAUAAAUAUUCUAUACUUCACCAUCACACAAAGAGUUUUUUGAAAAGUGUGCUAGAUGCACUGUCCAAUAUCAAGGAAGGCAUUAUUGAUAGCUUAUAUCCACGACACGAAAGUACCUAUUUGGAAAAAACGGGGGCUGCUAUUUUACAAGCAGCACAUAGACUUGAGAAUACUAAUUCUCCGGACCUGAUAAAAACAACUGUAGACACAGUACGCUCUAUUGUUCAUGACUUGGGCCAUCACUUUACCGAUGAUCCUAAUUUACUAAAAAGAAAACUUUCGGACACCUACUACGAUACUAAGACUGGGCUCGAUGCCACUCAAGCGGUGCUAAUCGAAGCUGCUAAACGAUUGCCACGAGCAGGAGCACAAGAUGCUAAAGCUCUGAUUCAUUUAGUGGCUCUAUAUUUGUUGGGUGACUACAAUAGCGAGAUAUUCUCAGCUAAUAUUUUUCAUCGUCAUCCUGAGUCUUAUUUUCAUAAAGCGAGAGAUAUGAUCAUGCAUGCGGCCCAACAAUUGAAUGGAGUUAAAUCAUCGGAGGAUAUCAAAUCAAUCCUGGAUAAGACUCGUAUGUCAUUUACGGAUGCUAGUGACCAUUUUUUAGAUAUUGUUAAGGAAAAAAGGCAUAAAUAUAAAAUGGGGGAAGCUAUAACCGAUGCCUAUUACAAUAGCAAAUCUUAUUUAGAUUCCUCUGCUGCAAUGAUAAUAGAAGCCGCUAAACAACUAAGCCUCUCAGGUACGAAAGACGCCGAUUCGAUAAUGGACCAAACUGGGAAGUACCUGAUCGGUAUUAAAGAAUACAUUAUAAAUAAUAAUCCAUCCAAAAGCUAUUUUGACACAUCGAAAGACAAACUAUCCAACUUGAUGGAUAGCGUUUCAGAAACCUUCUAUCCGCAUAAAAGAGGGUAUCUUGAAUCGUCUAUCAAUAAAAUUUUUGAUAUAAAAAAUGGAAUUAUCGAAACAAUCUAUCCCCACCAAAAGAACUAUUAUGAUAGAACAAAAGACAUUAUUAUGCUCACGGCACAUGAGUUAAGUAGAGCCAAAUCUACUAAUAUUAAAUCCAUCCUUGAUAAAGCUCGAAAGUCUAUAACAGAUGCUAGUGAUCAUUUCACCGAUUUGGUUAAAAGUAAAAAACAUAAAAAUAGUAUGGGCGAAUCGAUAUCAGACGCAUAUUACAAUAGCAAAGAUUACUUGGAUCAUAGCGCAAAUAUGAUAAUUGACGCGUCUAAGCGAUUAAGCCAUGCUAGUUCUGACGAAGCCAAUGAAAUCUUAGAUCAAGCCGGUAAAUAUAUGAUAGGCAUGAAAGAUUAUAUAAUAGGAAACCAUCCAAAAGGAUAUUUUGAUACUACGCUUGAUAAACUCACUGGAAUGAAAAACAAAGUGGUUGAAUCUGUUCAUCCGCACAAACCUGGUUAUUUGGAAAACGUGAUGCAUUAUUUGGACGAUAUGAAAGUAGGAAUUAUAGACUCAUUAUAUCCUCACCAAGAUAGUUACUAUGAAAAAGCUAGAAAUACUGUAUUUCGCACUGCGAAUCAGCUAAGUGAAGCCAAAUCCAGCGAUAUUAAAUCCAUCCUUGAUAAAGCCCGCGAGUCAAUAACAGACGCAAGUGAUCAUUUCACUGAUUUAGUUAGAGGCAAAAAGCAUAAAAAUAGUAUGGGCGAAUCGAUAUCAGACGCAUAUUACAAUAGCAAAGAUUACUUGGAUCAUAGCGCAAAUAUGAUAAUCGACGCGUCUAAGCGAUUAAGCCAUGCUAGUUCUGACGAAGCCAAUGAAAUCUUAGAUCAAGCCGGUAAAUAUAUGAUAGGCAUGAAAGAUUAUAUAACAGGAAACCAUCCAAAAGGAUAUUUUGAUACUACGCUUGAUAAACUCACUGGAAUAAAAAACAAAGUGGUUGAAUCUGUUCAUCCGCACAAACCUGGUUAUUUGGAAAACGUGAUGCAUUAUUUGGACGAUAUGAAAGUAGGAAUUAUAGACUCAUUAUAUCCUCACCAAGAUAGUUACUAUGAAAAAGCUAGAAAUACUGUAUUUCGCACUGCGAAUCAGCUAAGUGGAGCCAAAUCCAGCGAUAUUAAAUCCAUCCUUGAUAAAGCCCGCGAGUCAAUAACAGACGCAAGUGAUCAUUUCACUGAUUUAGUAAGAGGCAAAAAGCAUAAAAAUAGUAUGGGCGAAUCGAUAUCAGACGCAUAUUACAAUAGCAAAGAUUACUUGGAUCAUAGCGCAAAUAUGAUAAUCGACGCGUCUAAGCGAUUAAGCCAUGCUAGUUCUGACGAAGCCAAUGAAAUCUUAGAUCAAGCCGGUAAAUAUAUGAUAGGCAUGAAAGAUUAUAUAACAGGAAACCAUCCAAAAGGAUAUUUUGAUACUACGCUUGAUAAACUCACUGGAAUAAAAAACAAAGUGGUUGAAUCUGUUCAUCCGCACAAACCUGGUUAUUUGGAAAACGUGAUGCAUUAUUUGGACGAUAUGAAAGUAGGAAUUAUAGACUCAUUAUAUCCUCACCAAGAUAGCUACUAUGAAAAAGCUAGAAAUACUGUAUUUCGCACUGCGAAUCAGCUAAGUGGAGCCAAAUCCAGCGAUAUUAAAUCCAUCCUUGAUAAAGCCCGCGAGUCAAUAACAGACGCAAGUGAUCAUUUCACUGAUUUAGUUAGAGGCAAAAAGCAUAAAAAUAGUAUGGGCGAAUCGAUAUCAGACGCAUAUUACAAUAGCAAAGAUUACUUGGAUCAUAGCGCAAAUAUGAUAAUCGACGCUUCAAAGCGAUUAAGCCAUGCUACCUCUGAUGAAGCCAAUGAAAUCUUAGAUCAAACCGGUAGAUAUAUGAUAGGCAUGAAAGAUUAUAUAACAGGAAACCAUCCAAAAGGAUAUUUUGAUACUACGCUUGAUAAACUCACUGGAAUGAAAAACAAAGUGGUUGAAUCUGUUCAUCCGCACAAACCUGGUUAUUUGGAAAACGUGAUGCAUUAUUUGGACGAUAUGAAAGUAGGAAUUAUAGACUCAUUAUAUCCUCACCAAGAUAGCUACUAUGAAAAAGCUAGAAAUACUGUAUUUCGCACUGCGAAUCAGCUAAGUGGAGCCAAAUCCAGCGAUAUUAAAUCCAUCCUUGAUAAAGCUCGGGAGUCAAUAACAGACGCAAGUGAUCAUUUCACUGAUUUAGUAAGAGGCAAAAAGCAUAAAAAUAGUAUGGGCGAAUCGAUAUCAGACGCAUAUUACGAUAGCAAAGAUUACUUGGAUCAUAGCGCAAAUAUGAUAAUCGACGCGUCUAAGCGAUUAAGCCAUGCUAGUUCUGACGAAGCCAAUGAAAUCUUAGAUCAAGCCGGUAAAUAUAUGAUAGGCAUGAAAGAUUAUAUAACAGGAAACCAUCCAAAAGGAUAUUUUGAUACUACGCUUGAUAAACUCACUGGAAUGAAAAACAAAGUGGUUGAAUCUGUUCAUCCGCACAAACCUGGUUAUUUGGAAAACGUGAUGCAUUAUUUGGACGAUAUGAAAGUAGGAAUUAUAGACUCAUUAUAUCCUCACCAAGAUAGCUACUAUGAAAAAGCUAGAAAUACUGUAUUUCGCACUGCGAAUCAGCUAAGUGGAGCCAAAUCCAGCGAUAUUAAAUCCAUCCUUGAUAAAGCCCGGGAGUCAAUAACAGACGCAAGUGAUCAUUUCACUGAUUUAGUAAGAGGCAAAAAGCAUAAAAAUAGUAUGGGCGAAUCGAUAUCAGACGCAUAUUACAAUAGCAAAGAUUACUUGGAUCAUAGCGCAAAUAUGAUAAUCGACGCUUCAAAGCGAUUAAGCCAUGCUACCUCUGAUGAAGCCAAUGAAAUCUUAGACCAAACCGGUAGAUAUAUGAUAGGCAUGAAAGAUUAUAUAACAGGAAACCAUCCAAAAGGAUAUUUUGAUACUACGCUUGAUAAACUCACUGGAAUGAAAAACAAAGUGGUUGAAUCUGUUCAUCCGCACAAACCUGGUUAUUUGGAAAACGUGAUGCAUUAUUUGGACGAUAUGAAAGUAGGAAUUAUAGACUCAUUAUAUCCUCACCAAGAUAGCUACUAUGAAAAAGCUAGAAAUACUGUAUUUCGCACUGCGAAUCAGCUAAGUGGAGCCAAAUCCAGCGAUAUUAAAUCCAUCCUUGAUAAAGCCCGGGAGUCAAUAACAGACGCAAGUGAUCAUUUCACUGAUUUAGUUAGAGGCAAAAAACAUAAAAAUAGUAUGGGCGAAUCGAUAUCAGACGCAUAUUACAAUAGCAAAGAAUACCUGGAUCAUAGCGCAAAUAUGAUAAUAGAUGCGUCUAAGCGAUUAAGCCUUGCCAGUUCUGACGAAACCAAUGCAAUCUUAGAUCAAACCGGUAAAUAUAUGAUAGGCAUAAAAGAUUAUAUAACAGGAAACUACCCAAAAGGAUAUUUUGAUGCAACUUUGAAUAAGCUAUCAGGAAUGAAAAACAAAGUUGUUGAAUCUGUUCAUCCGCACAAACCUAGUUAUUUAGAAAACGUGAUGCAUUAUUUGGACGAUAUCAAAGUAGGAAUUAUUGACUUAAUAUAUCCUCACCAAGAGAGUUACUAUGAGAAAGCUAGAGACACUAUAAUUCACACAGCACAUCAGUUAAGUGGAUCCAAAUCUGGCGAUAUUAAAUCAAUACUCGAUAAAGCUCGGGAAUCAAUAACAGAUUCUAGUGAUCAUUUUACUAACUUGGUUAAGGGCAAGAAGCAUAAAAAUAGUUUAGGAGAAUCAAUUUCAGAUUCUUAUUAUAGUAGUAAAGCAUAUUUGGAUUCCACUGCCGCAAUUAUAAUAGAUGCAGCUAAACAUUUAAGUAACGCAGGAUCUAAAGAUGCCCAGGCAAUUUUAGAUCAAACUGGUCAAUAUCUUAUAGGUGUUAGGAAUUACGUUACCCAUUAUCACCACCCUACCAAAAGUUAUUUUGACCUCACUAAGGAUAGAGUGUCCGGCUUUAAAGACAACAUCGUUGAACAUUUUCCACACAAAAAGGGUUAUUUAGAAGGCUCCAUGGAUAUAUUAUACAAAUUUAAGGACGAUGUUAUGGAAUCAAUUUAUCCUCACCGCAAAGGAUACUUUGAAAAAGCUAGAGAAACAAUUAUAAAUGCAGCCCAUCAAAUUAACGGUGCUCAAUCGCAAAGUGCCGUAAAGUCCAUUAUCGAUAAGGCCCGCAAAUCCUUGACAGAAAAGAGUGAACAUUUUGCUAAGAUCGUUAUGCUCAAAAAACAUGAUUCUACACUCAUGGAUAGACUAUCGGACGAUUAUUAUGACAGCAAAUCUUAUGUUGAAUCCACAGCUGCUAUGCUUAUUGAUUCUGCUAAACGAUUAAGUAGUGCAGGUGUGGAAGAUACCCACAGCAUAAUUGAUCAAACCAGUCAGUAUUUAGUAGGUGUUAAAGAUUAUAUUAUUGGGAAUCAUCCUAAAAGUUAUUUUGAACUCACCAAAGAUAGGGUGACGGAUAUGAAGGAUACCAUAAUUGAUAAUAUAUAUCCGCAUCAUCGAUCGAAUGGUUAUUUUGAUAAGGCCAAGCAAACUAUAAUGAGAUCAGCUCUACAAUUGUCCGGAGCUAAAUCUCCACACGACACUAAAUCUAUUGUUGAAAACGCUAGAAAAUCUCUCACCGACGCUAGCGAAUAUUUUAAAGAUGCCAUAACUAUCAGACGUAAAGAACCUCUGAAAGAGACUAUAUUGGAAAACUAUUACGAUAGCAAGUAUUACAUUGAAUCAACAGCCGCUCUUAUACUGGAAACUGCUAAAAGACUGACCACUGCUGGAGCGCAAGAUGCUCAAGCAGUUCUUCACGCAACGGGCCAAUACGUUGUAGGACUGAAGGAAUUUGCCUUACCUGGACAAAAAUCUAACAGCUAUCUGGAUGUGGCUAAGGAUAAAGUGGCCGAAAUUGUGGAUGCAGUAUCCUCACCCAAAAAGGCUCUGUAUCAUACCGUGUUUACGAACAAUAUUUUAGACAAGCUUAAUAGAGCUUCAGAUGCAAUUUUUAAUUAUAUACCUCUUCCGUUUGUUAAAAAAGAAAAAAGUUUACUGGAACGCUUUGCUGAAAGGGUCAAAGGAUAUGCCAAAGUGUUACAUUAUUAAUUUAAAUUAGUCAUGCAUUGUGUACACAUCUUAUUAUGGAAGAAUAUUGAUAGUAGAAUUAAUUAUUUAUUUUAUUGAAAAAUUUCAUUCAUCAACCAUAUUAUUUAAUACCAGAUUAUUUACCACAUCCCCUCCUCCAUUAAUAUUAAUAAUAAAACGAAUUUUUAACAUGAAUUGUGAUUUUGGCCCUUAUUGCAUUAUUAUUUUUUAUUAUAUUAUAAAAACCUGAAACCCAUUAUCUAAUUUUUCUUAAAUACUUAUAUUAUGUACUUUUUAAGAGUAACUGUGGUCAGUGGUGUACUUAGGAUUUUAUUAAAAGGGGAAAGAAAGCUAACGAAUAGUUUAUUUAGGGAAAAAGACGGUGUUUUAUUAUUUAUUAGGUGGAGAAUAAAUUAUGCCCCCCCCUCCACCCUUCAUGCGCCACUGCCUAUAGUUGAAAUGCAAUUUAUUAUAUUUUACUUUUUUUUCCUUAUUCAUGAAACUAGUCUUAUUUAUGUAAAUAUAAUAUAUAUUUAUUAAUUUUAAAAAAUAAGUAUUUAUUUAUAUUUUUAUCAUAUAUUAUGUUGCGUAAAUGUAUUUUGUAUUUAAAAAAAGAUUAUUUUUUUUAAAUUUCCUAAUUUUUAAAUUGUUUUAAAAAAUUAUUACUUUUAAAUCUACGAACGAAAAAUAUAUAAUAUUAAUAUAUACUCACAUGAAUU
This is a messenger RNA of Gordionus sp. m RMFG-2023, 12227 nucleotides long. RefSeq lists its product as uncharacterized. NCBI's taxonomy places the organism in Eukaryota, Metazoa, Nematomorpha, Gordioida, Chordodea, Parachordodidae. The record is from RefSeq and is a predicted model, not a curated record. The transcript is spliced from 11 exons. The coding region runs from base 142 to 11529 and encodes 3795 amino acids.